AAACAAACCCAUCGUCGCCUUCGGUAAUUACGUCGAAGUUUGUACCGACCCCAAAACGAAAACUACUCGGUUCGUUCAAUAAAAUUUCUCUCUUUGGGUUCAUAACUCUGAAAAAAAAAAAAAUUCAAACCCAUAUCGAUAAUUCACGUUUUCUUUUGAUUCAAAUCAAGAUUCAGAAGCAUGAGCAUAGGGGAUUUCAUGGGCAUUCAGCCGUCAGAACUAAAGUUCCCUUAUGAAAAGAAGCGAAAAGGGCACAGAGGAUUGGGCUUUAUUGAAUUGAAGAAGCAGAGUUCGUGUUGUAUGCAGUUGUCAAACAAAACAGAUCAAUAUAUUGCAUUUAAGGUGAAAACAACCAAUCCCAAGAAGUACUGUGUUCGACCUAAUGCCGGUAUUGUUCUGCCCAACUCUGUGUGCAACGUCACAGUCACUUUGCAAGCCCAGAAAGAGGCUCCUCCAGAUAUGCAGUGUAGGGAUAAGUUUCUUGUUCAGAGUGUGAUUGCUCCACAAGGCGCAACUAGUAAAGAUGUCACUCAAGAAAUGUUUACACGGGAAGAUGGGAAGAUAGUUGAUGAGUUUAGGUUAAGAGUGGUUUAUAUUCCGGCCAAUCCCCCGUCACCUGUGCCCGAAGGAGAAGAAGAAGGGACUUCACCCGAGACAUCUUCGGCUGAGGAUGAGAUUAGGAAGCCCGUUUUUUCCGAGGUCACGAAAUCGCUUAAGCAAUCCGUGGGAAAUUCAUCCUCUGAGUCUUGGACAGCUGUUGUCUCAAAGUUGAAUGAGGAGAAAGCCUCUGUUACUAAGGAAAAUCAAAAGCUACUCAGAGAAUUGGAAUUGAUCAAAAAUCAAAUGAGACAAAGGCAAGGCAAUGCCGUGUCAUUUGUAGUUCUGAUUUUCGGUUUGCUUUUGGGCAUAUUGGUUGGAUACUUGAUCGUUAAGUAGAAGAGAUUUUGUUUACAAUAGUGCGAGAAACUUUUUGUUUGUUUAAUUCAUUUAUGAUGUCAUAAAUUCGCACCAUCCGAAUUUUGUUUCAUUUUCCCUUUUGUUAGAGACUCGGGGUGUUUUUUUCGCGUGAGAAUUUCUGUAUUUGUUUAUUCCAUUGUUCAUCUCAUUUUUCCUUUCCUUUUUUUGAUUUUUUUUUGGGGGGGAUGAAUGUGAUUUGAUUCUUCGAGAAUUCAAGGAUCAUUAGCUUGUAAGAGCGGCAACUUUGUUCUUAGUAUUCGACCUUAAUAAGACUAUGGGAUAUAUAGCAUUUGUUGGUUUAAUUUCUCUUUUUCUAAAUGCUGUGUUCACUGCAAUUUGACUCUGGUUGAAUUGGUUUUCUGUAAAACCCCUUGA
Molecule: messenger RNA, 1332 nt
Organism: Striga asiatica
Lineage: Eukaryota; Viridiplantae; Streptophyta; Magnoliopsida; Lamiales; Orobanchaceae
Source: the annotation of a GenBank genome assembly